Molecule: messenger RNA, 2640 nt
Organism: Cherax quadricarinatus
Lineage: Eukaryota; Metazoa; Arthropoda; Malacostraca; Decapoda; Parastacidae
Source: RefSeq, a predicted model, not a curated record
AUGGCAGCAAAUAUGAAACGCACAUUAAAUCUCUUAUACUCCGGUGCUAAAAAUUUAAUGAAUAACAAUGCAGUGGAAAAGAUGGAUGCCACCCCUAAUGUUCAGGCAAAGACCAGCAGUCACAGCACCCUCCACCAGAUGAGAUUGGCAGCCAAACCAGAGGCCACUACCUCGUGCAUUACGUGCCGAACUGUAACGUCUCUUAUACGGCCACCUUGUAACUACUGUGAAUGCGAGCUUUGCGACUCGUGUGCAAGAGUCUGUCAUUUCUGCGGAGGAAGCUUCUGCCAAAAAUGCUCUCUUACUGUGUAUCUUCAAGAUGAAAAAACUGUAUGUUUAAGUUGCUGUUAAAUAUUAACAUUUCCUUUUAAAAAACUGUGUACAGUGGUACCUCGAGUUCUGAACAGCUCCCUCCCAACUCGAACAAUUGUGUAAGUGUAUUUUUGUAAGUGCUUUUGUAAGUGUAUUUUUGGGGCUCUGAAACGGACUAAUCUAAUUUACAUUAUUCCUUAUGGGAACAAAUUCGUUUGAUAUCAGCACUCGAACAGCCUUCUGGAACGAAUUAAGUUUGUAACUCGAGGUACCACUGUAUUUAGGUAAAAAAUCUAAGGCAUUACAGUACAGUGUACUGUAAUGCCUUUUUAAUAAUUUGUACCUGGUUUUACCUUGAUUAGGCUGUACAGUAAUAUGUACCUGAACUAGUAAAUGAUUAUCUGAUAAAUUAGAAAAAGAUGUCUUUUUGUUUUAUUCUUAUAUAAGCUGUAGAAAGGUUGCUUAGUACUAAAUUCCAAGCCAUUUAAGAUUGUAUGGAUAAUAUUGUAAAAAAAAAUUUGAUUUACAGUAUAUUUGAAUGCUGAAUGUACAGCACUGUCUACUGUAUAUAUAAUACUGUGUGACUGACAUUUUGUAAUAUUGCAUAUACAGUGGGAAGCUAAUAUGGUUACAAAUAGAUAAAAAAUUAUUACAGUAUGUAAUCCUUCCAUUUUUAUUUUUAACAUUCUUGCAACAGUUUGUGAGUGUUAAGACCUUUAUAGUGUUUGUAGUACAUGCUAAAAAUUACCCUAAUUAGCGAUAAAUAAUUUCUGUAUAGUAUUGCUAUUUUUCAAGUGACAAUUGACAGUUCUUGCUGAUAAUGACAUUGUACCUCAGUGAUGAGGGAAGCUGCACUUUAGGGACUGCUGCAAGAGUAAAACUUUUAAAGUUGUUAAUAUAUUUUGAUGGUGAAAGAGUUUCUUUUUCGGGUCACUCUGCCUCAGUGGGAGACGGCCAGUGUAUUAAAAAAAAUUCUUAAAUAGUUGAUCUUAUGUUUGUAAUACAAUCUUCCAUAUUUGUGAGUUUAGGUUUUAUACAUCAAUUUGCCAUUAAACUUUAUAAUGUACUGCUUCAUCAGGUCUUGUAAUGCAUUCACAAGUUUACAGGUUGUCCUAUGAUAACUUCAUAAGCUUUUAUUUUGCCAUAUAUGAAAGUGUUGAAUGAUGAAAGUUUUUUUCUUUCUUUUUGGGUCACCCAUCUCGGUGGGAAACAACCAAUGUGUUAAAAAAAAAAUCACACAAAAUACUAGGGAUAUAAAGCAUUUAAAAACAAUCUGAGAAUAGGGGCUAAAAUUAUAUUUGUACACAAGUGCUAAACUCAAAGGAGUCAGUCAGAACACAAGAUAAAAUUCAAAUAUCAUAACAAAUUUGGUUUACAAUCACACCAAAGGUUAAAACAACAGCUGUAACUAAAUGCUGACUUUUCUUGUAUAAAAUCAGACUAAUAAAUGCACUUACGAAAAAGUAUACACAGAACAUUACUCUUCUGAUAACUUAUUCAAUAAAAGGUCAUUAUAUAACAGAUGUAAGUAAUGGACUUAUCCUCCCCUUCCUUGGAUCGAACCUGAAUGAUUCUUAACCCUUAAACAGUCCAACCAGAUUGACGUUCAAAUUCGUAGUGCUACAAAAGUAGAUCUACUUUUUUUUACAUAUUUUCAAAUAUAACAAAAAAAAAAUGUAGAUAAAAGUUUUUUUACACGUUUUCACAUGUAAAACAAAAAAAAAAAGAUUACAUUUUUUUACAUACUUUCAGAUCUUGAAAAAACGUAUAUAUACGUUUGGACCAUUUAAGGGUUAAUCCACAGGCACUAUAUGACUCCCUACGGUUUAUAGUAAGAAUGUGAUGAGGAACACUGCAGCAGGCCUAGUGGCCUUUACUAGGCAAGUCCUUCCACUUGAUAGUGACGUCUAUAUUCAUUACCUUUCAGUAUAUUACAUUCAUGGGAAGUGCUAAACCCAUAAGGGUCAUACAGUACCUGAGGCAUCACGGGUAAUCAGGUCUGAUUGGGGUUUCCAUUGAUCUACAGGAUUUCCAUUAUACUAAUACAUUAUUUUUAUGUCUUUCUUUCUUUCAACACACUGGCCGUAUCCCACCAAGGCAGGGUGGCCUAAAAAGAAAAACAAAAGUUUCUCUUUUGAAAUUAAGUAAUUUAUACGGGAGAAGGGGUUACUAGCCCCUUGCUCCCGGCAUUUUAGUCGCCUCUUACAACACGCAUGGCUUACGGAGGAAGAAUUCUGUUCCACUUCCCCAUGGAGAUAAGAGGAAAUAAACAAGAAUAAGAAGUAGAAAGAAAACAGAAGAAAACCCAGAGGGGUGUGUAUGUAUAUG